AUGCGGGACGCCGAGGCCAGGGCGGUCGCCGCGGAGGAGGCCGGCGAGGAGGCGAUUGAGGCUGCGAAUACGAUCAUCGAUGCCCAGCGCGCCAAGAUCAAGCGGCUGAGGGCGGAGCGGGACAUGGCGCGCGACAUCGUUGCCAGGGCAGCUGACCACGUCCGGGGGCUACAGGCGACGCAGGAGCGGCGGAUGUACUACGACACGCCGCGGAUCGUGCCGCGCCCCGGACAGCCGCCGCCGCUGCCACAGGAGCAGCAGCAGCAGCAGCAGCAGCAGCCGGGUUGCGUGUCUCAGCCGCCGCCGGCAUCCUUGAAGGCGUCGAAGCCGGCGGCGGGGGAUGUCCUGACACUGCAUUCAUUGGUGUCGCUGCUGCAGGGCCUGAGGCUGCUGCUGUGGUGGCCGGGGGACGAGGUGUGGUACAGGAUGCGCGUGGGGGACGUUGCAGCAGAGGGGGGACUCACGACCGUGCGCUACGAGACAGGGGAGCAGGAGGAGCAGAAGGAGAGGCUCAUCCUCCUGAGCCUUAUUGAAGCUGGGCAGGUGGCGUGGGACCGCGCGCAGCUCUAG
Molecule: messenger RNA, 570 nt
Organism: Monoraphidium neglectum
Lineage: Eukaryota; Viridiplantae; Chlorophyta; Chlorophyceae; Sphaeropleales; Selenastraceae
Exons: 4
Coding region: 1-570 (189 amino acids)
Source: RefSeq, a predicted model, not a curated record